Rhineura floridana is the source of this 1617-nucleotide messenger RNA. RefSeq lists its product as uncharacterized. Gene Ontology annotation, biological process: negative regulation of endopeptidase activity. The coding region runs from base 125 to 1027 and encodes 300 amino acids. The transcript is spliced from 3 exons. NCBI's taxonomy places the organism in Eukaryota, Metazoa, Chordata, Lepidosauria, Squamata, Rhineuridae. The record is from RefSeq and is a predicted model, not a curated record. Gene Ontology annotation, molecular function: endopeptidase inhibitor activity.
UCCCGGUGUUGUCUGGCGCCGUUGUCUCCUUUGGUGCAGUCCAGGCUCGGCUCCGUUGCUCGCUUGCUGUCGCCGCCGCCGCCGUCUGGGCAGCCUCUGCCUCCCGUCCGCCACAAAGGGAGCGAUGGGCCCAGCGCUGCUGCUCGCGCUGCUCUCGGGCCUCGGAGCCGCCAAGCCUCUCCCUACCACAGGCAGUUUUCGUGGAGGGCACAACUUGCCUGGGAGUGCCCGGAAGGUUCGACGUGAGCUGCAGGGAGUGCCCUAUGAGGCUGUGGAGACUGCAUUGGCCAAUGAAGUGUAUUACCCGGAACUUGUCCGGCUGGCAGCGCUGGAGAGAGCCAUGUCAUCCCCUGGUGGUCAGCUGCAGGAAGAGCACCUCGCCCAGGCAUUAGAAAGAGCCAUGGCCACCUCCUCUGGUAACCAACUGCAAGACGACCGCUUGGCCCAGGCACUUGAGAGAGCAGUGGCACCACCUAGUAAUCAGUUCCAGCCAGAUGAGCGCCUGGCUCUCACUUUGCAGCGUCUCCUUCAGGAUGGGCAUCGCCGGGACCAGGAAUCUGUCUAUCUGGCAAACUUGCUAAAGCUUUGGGAAGAAGCCAAGGGUGCUCCGUUGUACCCUGAGUAUGAUGAGACUGGCUUAGCAGGUGGCUCCUCCCCACCUAGAUUGCUACCAAAUCGUUACUGGGUCCCGGAAGGAGGGUUUGAAGCCCAAGAAGAGCUGGGAGGGGAGGAAGAACCCACUGGAGAGAUGGACCCUGAAACGCUGAGGUACCUGGUUGGCAGAAUCCUAUCGGGAACAAGUAAUCUGAAUCCCCAGCGUCUCCCAAUGUCCCCAAGGCGCCUGCGGCGUGCUAUCUUUGAUGGAGACCUACCUGAGCCCCCCAAUCUUCUGCGGGUCAAGCGACUAGGUGGGGAGGCUGGGGGGGAGCCCCAGCUGCAACGAGUCAAGCGGACAGAAGGGGAAGUCGCUGGGGGGAGGAGGGGUGUCUCUGGGGGGAUGCCAAGGCUUCGGUAUCUUCCUGAAUAGCAGGAAUCGGCCUCUGUGUAAAAGAUUGGGGGCACCCUAACCCCCCUCUUCCAGUCUCUGAAUGUCAGUGGACUGUGAGUGACACCUAAUGUUUUUCCUGCCUCUUUUCUGCCUUGUGACCCCAAAAUACUGAGGAGGAAGGGGGAUAGCCUUGGGCUAGGCCCCCCCAAUCCCAGCUGUGUUAUUGUUAUUAUAGACAGGGAGGGACUCUGUUCCACACUAACCUUCUGGGUGUUCUGCUCGAAAGCUCCAGUUCAGCUAAGCCGAUGCAUUUUAAUGGUGAUCACUCCUCCUGUGCCAAACCCAGAGCUGGAUGCCAUCUUGGCUUUUUCUUUUUUGACUUUUAAUGUGGCUCAAAUAAACGCCCAGCCCCCACAUUUUCCUUCUGCCUUAAUAGUCCCAUUACUCAUCCCUUCUUCCCCACCCUCUGGUUUCCACUGGCUUGUUUCUGUCUGGUUUGUAAGGCCCCUUGUGUUUACCCAAACUCCGUAUGCACCCCCUGCUGAUUUGUUGCCAUGUUUGAUAAUGCUUGUGGCCAGAGUUUUUGGUGUUGAUGAAUUAAUAAAAAGUCCAUCAGGUAUUUUAAUGUA